AUGCAUGCGUGUGCGUAUGCAUGGAAGAGUGUAUGCGUUUCGUAUACAAAGCCGUGUCUCUCUGGCUUACUCUCGGGAUUGGUUGCGACCUUAUGUGUGUAAAUUAUUCCAACACAAAUGUCGCUUGGUAGAUUUAUUUAACUCUCAUAGUACGUAGACACUCGCGAACUCGAUGAGUUAACAUUCGUGCUUCGAUCGAGGACGGGCACAUAAUAAUCUAUCUGUCUAGUCCAUUUUCGACUUUGGCGCGCAUUUAAUGUCUCGUUUGUCAUUGACGUUGAAAUAAAAAGUUUUGUGUUUACAUUGUUAUUCAAGAUUUGUGGUUGCUCAGGAUUAGUUCAGUGAAUAGGCAACGAUAAAAAAAGUACCUAUCGUUCACGAGAAUUAUAUAUAUUAUAAGAAAUUCUGUUGUAGAAGACUGGGGCAAGUUGUUACAUGGGAGAAAAUGCAAAGUGGCAGUAAUUUGAACCAAUUCAGUGACGAUGACUUUUUCAGUAGUGGACCGUGUCCAUCGUGCAGAUUGGCUAUCAAUAAGGAAACCGGUAGACUCAAAUGGUGUACUGGCGGAAGCGAAGCGCGACGUUUUCGUGUCAAACUCAUGCUCCUUAUACCUGCCCUGUUGCUACCAAUCACCAUAGUGUUUAUCGCUUUGUCACGAUUUCAAGUUACAACCAAAACCUCUGACUCACACGCGGUUUCUAUUUACGAACAACAGGAACAGGAUAAAGAAAAGAUCGAAGAUGACGUCUUUUGGUCUACCACUCGCAAUGGCGUAGAACGUAUGGCAGAAGAAACCGAAGAAGAGGAUCGAUUUUUGCUUCCCGAUAUGAAAACGAGUUACGUGCCUGUAGAUACGCAUCCUCCAUUUCAAUCGCAAUCGCCCCAUCGACGAAAAAGAGACAUCGACGGGGAGAAUUACACGAGGGAUGGUUUCAAAUUGGACAAUCAGGCGACGUCUUCAUCUCAUGCACACGCUCGUUUAGCUAACGGCAAAUUGGCAGAAUCCUUUUUAAGGGAAGAAUCAGAUUCAAGAAUCAGGAAAAGUGGUAUGGCGGACAGUUCCUUUUUGGCUUCAGACAACGUGAGGCUGUAUGACAAAAUCGACAAAAUCAAGGUGACGAAUGGUGACACGAUCGAAAACAACGUGCAGGACAUUGAAGAAAAUAAUUUCUUAGGUACCAAAAAACGAUCGAAGGAGGAAUUGACAAGAAUCCAAGAGGAAGACUCGUUCUCCAUUUUCAUUAAUAAAACGUGGUUGUCGAUGGCCGAUGGACACAUUGCAAUUAAAAAUGAUGAAAUGCCUGAUCUUCGUACAUUCUGGAAAGGCGAAGGAAAUAAAAAAAGUAUCAGAGAAGCCCAAGCUCGAAUAAUGUUGAAAUAUAUGGAUAAGAGCGUGGAUCCGUGUCAGGAUUUCUAUCAAUACGCUUGUGGUAAUUGGGCGAAACGAAAUCCUAUUCCGAAAGACAAAGCCGGCUACGAUACUUUUGAGAUGGUCAGAGAGUCAUUGGAUUCUGUACUGAGAGAAUUGUUAGAAGACCCGAUAUCACAUGACGCCGAUGAGAUAGAUAGCGACGAUGCUAUGAUAAAGGCGAAACAUCUGUUUCAAAGCUGCAUGAAUUACGAGAUCUUGGAGCAACGUAUGGAACGACCACUUAUCCGGCUUUUGGAUCAACUUGGUGGUUGGCCAAUUUUAAAACCAAAUUGGGAUCCCGACAAAUUCGAUUGGCUUCGCUUGACCGCACAACUUCGAUUGUACAAUAACGAAGUAUUAAUCUCAGAAUGGGUAGGUCCAGAUAUUAAAAACAGCGACAAGUACGUGAUACAGUUUGAUCAAACAUCGCUUGGACUUCCUACAAAGGAUUAUUUUCUUCAACCAUCGAACGCGAUUUACCUCAAGGCAUACAAGGAUUACUUAAUGGGAAUCGCAAUCUUACUUGGUGCAUCUUCAGAUAAUGCGACCAUUGAUGUCGAAGAGCUAAUCGAAUUCGAAACGCAACUCGCGUCAAUUACAUCGUCACCGGAUGAAAGACGAAAUUCUUCAGAGCUCUAUCAACGAAUGAGUGUAGGUAAACUGAGAGCACUUGUGCCACAAAUCGAUUGGUGUCUUUAUUUGUCGAUUGUCUUGGCUCGACCAAUACAUUUUUUCGAGCCAGUUGUCGUUUUUGCAUUGCAAUACAUCCAAGAUUUGGUUGUUUUACUUUCAAAGACACAACCUAGAACAGUGGCAAAUUAUCUUUUAUGGAGGUUUGUGCGACACAGAGUAAACAACUUGGAUGAUCGUUUUCAGCAAGUGAAACAAAAGUUUUACUACAUUCUAUUCGGUAGAGAACAAGCACCGUCGAGAUGGAAAAAUUGCGUAACCCAAGUCAAUUCUAAUAUGGAUAUGGCUGUUGGUUCGAUGUUUGUCAAAAAAUAUUUUGACAAAAACAGUAAAAACGAUACAUUAUCGAUGACUCGAGAGAUACAGCGAUCCUUUAGAGAGUUGCUAGAUAAAACUAGUUGGAUCGACGACGAAACAAAGUGCUUGGCGACUGAAAAAGUAAACUCUAUGUCGCUGAGAAUCGGCUAUCCGGACUUUAUUCUACAACCACGUCUACUGAAUGAGCGUUAUAAAGAUGUUGUAAUUCGACCAGACAAAUACUUCGAGAAUACUUUAAAUAUCUUGCAACACUUAACCAGAGUCGAACAAGCUCACCUUGGCAAUACUGUCAAUAAAACUUUGUGGAACACGAACACUGCUCCAGCGGUCGUCAACGCUUACUACAGUCGCAAUAAAAAUCAGAUAAUGUUUCCAGCGGGCAUAUUACAGCCACCUUUUUAUCAUAGAUUUUUUCCACGAAGUUUAAAUUACGGUGGGAUUGGUGUCGUAAUUGGACACGAGAUUACUCAUGGAUUUGACGAUAAAGGCAGAUUGUUUGAUAAAGAUGGGAAUCUUUAUAGAUGGUGGAAAGACGAGGCGGUUGAUGGUUUUCAUCGACGAGCACAAUGUCUGAUUGAUCAAUAUGCAAAUUAUACCGUGACAGAAGUUGGGAUGCAGAUAGAUGGUGUUAAUACGCAAGGUGAAAAUAUUGCCGAUAACGGCGGUAUUAAACAGGCAUUUAGAGCGUAUGAGAGAUGGCUACGUUCAAACGAAGGGGAAGACGAAACUCUACCCGGAAUGACUAUGACGGGUAAACAAUUAUUUUUUCUGAACUUUGCUCAAGUGUGGUGUGGUUCGAUGCGCCCCGAAGCGACAAGAAAUAAAUUGAAAACAUCUUUACAUUCACCCGGUAGAUUUCGAGUGAUCGGCACGCUUUCCAAUUCGAAAGACUUUGCUCAGGUGUUCAAUUGCCCUCUUGGUUCCCCUAUGAAUCCUGUGAGCAAAUGCUCGGUAUGGUAAAAUGCGAAUGUGUGUGUUGUGUGCGCGCGCGCGCGUGCGUGUGUGUGUAUCAGAGGAGUGCGAAUUAAGCAUUUGUAAAAUCGAAUGGGAUCUGAAAUCUUUACACCGAAUCGAAUUCGAAUAAAUUUUUCACACUCUCUGACGUCAGCUAAGAAAAAAAAUCUUAAAAAGCUGAAAGGAACUCAUUUUGAAUGUACAACAAGUAUAUCGAAAAGUUAAUAUAUGACAUAAAUAUACUAAAAAUAAUACUUUUUGGUAAUAAUACCUGUAUGUUGAAAAUGGCUGAUUUUCUUGUUUAUUUAAAAAGAUCUGGAUUGAAAACAUUCGUACUCUAAAUCGUAUUCAAUAGUAUUCAAUAGAUCGCAACUAAUAGAGUCCAAUAAUAACUGACGACACGCGAUGAUUAAGCGUACGCGCACGAAAAUUGAUACACGCUGAAAAUUAUAAAAUUAGUCGCAGAAGAUAGAUCUGUUGCACACAGGUCGCAUCAACCAUCAACGCAUUACGCGUGGCAAGAGAGGACGUCAUACACAGGACGCGUUAGUAAAUUAGACUUUUUCCGAUAAGAGUCUAAUUUAGCUAUCGCGUCGUUUCUUUCCAUGCAUAACGCGUCCUGCGUACGACAGACUAUGUAUAGAAAAGAAGAAAGCGCUUAAAUGAAGGAAAUAAAAUAGGCGAAUGUUUCGAACUACCGAUGAUUCGAACUUUUGAACUUUUCGGUUUUGAAUCUCUCUCUCAGAUUCGAAAAUCGAAUCUCAAAUUCAAAAACAAUCGAAUCCACUGUGAUUCGAUUUAAAUUCAAAUUAAUUCGCAUACCUCUAAUAUAUGUACAUACAUGUAUAAUACGUGUAUAAUACAACACAAUUUCUACAGAUAUCGAUACGAUUUAUCCCUAUCACAGUAUUCUCUCAUUUGUUAUGAAUGACACAAUGCAUUCUCAAGCAUGCUCCUUAAGAUUUCUAGCAUUUUCUAGAAAUGUAUAAAAUAAUGGAGAAAUA
This is a messenger RNA of Atta colombica, 4377 nucleotides long. RefSeq names its product endothelin-converting enzyme 1-like. The record is from RefSeq and is a predicted model, not a curated record. Gene Ontology annotation, molecular function: metalloendopeptidase activity. Gene Ontology annotation, biological process: protein processing. The transcript has 18 exons. Gene Ontology annotation, cellular component: plasma membrane. The coding region runs from base 446 to 3379 and encodes 977 amino acids. Lineage: Eukaryota; Metazoa; Arthropoda; Insecta; Hymenoptera; Formicidae.